Molecule: messenger RNA, 1243 nt
Organism: Chrysoperla carnea
Lineage: Eukaryota; Metazoa; Arthropoda; Insecta; Neuroptera; Chrysopidae
Product: lysosome-associated membrane glycoprotein 5
Exons: 6
Coding region: 351-1238 (295 amino acids)
Cellular component (GO): membrane
Source: RefSeq, a predicted model, not a curated record
UAAAACAUAAAUAAAUAGAAUUUUGACCGUUUAGUUAUAAAGCACUACACUUGUUUAACAUUCAAUAAUAAUAAAAUAAGAUCAACAGUUAUUAUAUUUAAUAUAAAUAUAUAACAUCUCUAUUCGGAAGCGCGUGCUCGAGAUGUAAUAUCAUAUUUUGUGCUUAUCGAUCGACUUAACGCGCAAGUUUGUGUUGGUGGUUAGAAAAAACGACAUUAAAAAGAAGUUAUAACAUACUAUAAAAAAAAAUUGUUGCACCUUUUUCAUAUGCUUGCGAAUGAAAAUUCUAUUUUCAUUUAUUAUUAACAAUUAUUCCCCUUAAGGAAAACUAGAAAACAACAAGACACACAAUGACACAUAUUAAUUUCUUCGUUAAAUAUUUACUCGCAUGUUAUUUAUUUACAUGUGUGUCUGCUUUAACAUUGCCUUAUUUAACAACUCGAAAACCACGGGUCACAAAAUAUAUGACGACAACACCAAGUAGUACUCAAUAUCCGGGAAGUAUUGAAAGUUUACAAGUAGCCGCAAGUACAACAACGACAGAAGCGCCUACAUCAGCUGUUUUGUAUCGAGUAAUUGCUAACAGUGGAGCAACAUGUAUUUUAAUUCGAACUGAUGCAUUAAUUAGUAUUCAGUACACGAGCACCGAUGGUGAAGUCAAGGAAGGAGAUGCUUUUGUACCAGAAAAUGCUCAAGUUACUGGUGAUUGUGAUAGAAAUGAAGACGAGGCUAUAAUGAGUAUUGCAUGGCCAGGAUUUGUAUUGAAUUUUAAAUUUGAAAAAACACCUGGCGGUGAGCGAUGGUAUUUAGACAAAGUGGAAUUGGUAUUUGAUACAGAAAAUAGAAUAUUCGAGCAUAUGAUUGAUCGCAAACAUAGUAAACUUAUAAGAUUGUCAACAAGUGAAGAACAUAGUGCCAUGUUAUUCCCUACACCGGUUGGUAAAUCGUACACUUGUGAAGAUGAAAAAACAGUCACCUUACGACCUGCCAAUGAAAAAGCAGCCUACUUUAAAGGGAUCCUUUAUUUGCGCCAAUUGCGAGUUCAACCAUUCAUGUAUAAAAGUACAAAUGAUUUCGGACCACAAUUCGAAUGUAGUGUAGCUGGAUAUAUGCGUGAUGAAACUGCUCCAAUUGCCGUUGGAUCAACUUUAGCCUUAGCAGUUUUAGGUACUAUUACCGGUUAUGGGCUAUUUAGGUAUUUUAAAAUUAAAAAGGUUCAAUACAAUACAAUGGAAUAAAAUUA